UGGUGUUUUUCACAAAAGAGAAGAGAGAUCAUCUCCUUGACUUUGGACUUCAAUUAUCGAGUCCCUCAACAGGAGCAAGAACAUUCUGGAUAUGAUGUGUAAAAACUGGAUAUUAAUGUCUACUACUAUUCCCGCAAGUCCAGAAGAUGAAAUUGUUGGAAGACUUCUAAAAAUUUUGUUUGUUAUCUUUGUUGACUUUAUGUCUAUUAUAUAUGUCAUUAUAACUUCCUAAAGAGCUGAGUUCCCUUGCUUAACAUGUAAAUUUCACAUUAAUUCCACUGAAUAAAAAUUUGUAGUUUCA
Messenger RNA from Leptonychotes weddellii (Weddell seal), 301 nucleotides. RefSeq names its product myoregulin (gene MRLN). The record is from RefSeq and is a predicted model, not a curated record. NCBI's taxonomy places the organism in Eukaryota, Metazoa, Chordata, Mammalia, Carnivora, Phocidae.